GGGAGGAGGUGCGGGAGGACGCGGCGGGGAGCUGGGGUUCCUGUCAUGUGACCCCCCCCCCGGGGCCCCGCCUGGCCCGGUGGGAGUCGGCCGGAGGAGGGGGCUCCUCCUGGACUUUGUCCCUUGGAGGCAGGGAGAAGCAGCACGUGGAGAAGACAGCGGGAAGAGACGGAGACGAAAGGGGGCACGGCAGACCGAGACCUUGAGCCUCACCCAGCAGAUCCCCCCACAUCCUUCCGGGACGGUGAGGUCGCCCCCCAGCCUCGCACAGAGAUGCUGCGGCAGCCGUCGGGGCAGGCGCCGGGGGAGCCGGCACCUGCCGGGGAGGAGCUGUGGGCGGAGGAGAUGGAGCGGCUGUGUGCGUCCCGCUCGCCUGUGCGCGAGCUGCCCUACUCCAUGGAGGACCGGCGCCUCAUCCGGCGGCUGCGGGAGCCCGAGGGGGUGAAGACCUCGUGCUGGCAGCGGUGGCGGCGCAGGAGGCUGGUGGCGGGACGGCGCCUGCGGGAGGCGGCGCAGCGGCUGGCCCGGGGCUUCGGGCUCUGGGAGGGGGCGCUCUACGAGAUCGGGGGACUCUUUGGCACAGGAAUCCAAUCCUACUUCACCUUCCUUCGAUUCCUAUUGCUGCUCAACCUGCUGACCUUGCUUCUGAUUGGCAGCUUCGUACUGCUGCCCCUGCUCUGGCUCCGCCCACCGGAUCCAGGCCCCACCUUUAACUUCACUCUCCAGUGUCCUAGCAGCCAUCAGUCCCAGCCUGGCUCUCCAACAUUCCACAAUCAACUUUGGAAUGUUCUCACUGGCAAGGCUUUCAACAACACCUAUCUCUUCUACGGAGCGUACCGGGCUGGCCCCGAGAGCAUCUCAGCCUAUAGCACCCGCCUGGCCUACCUCCUCAGCCCACUGGCCUGCCUGCUGCUCUGCUUCUGUGGGAUUCUACAACGGAUGGUGAAAGGGCUUCCUCAAAAGCUCUUCCUGGGCCAGGACUACAGGUCGCCACUCAGUGCCAAGAUCUUCUCCUCCUGGGAUUUCUGUAUCCGCGGGCGGGAAGCCACCACCAUCAAGAAGCAUGAGAUCAGCAACGAGUUCAAGGUGGCCCUGGAGGAGGCACGGCGCUCCUUGCUAGUGCAGCAGCUGUCCAGGGCCCAGAAGGCACGCCACCUGUUCAGCUACCUAUGGGUCAACAUCUUCAUCGGGCUCCUGGUGGCCGCCGCCAUCACUGCCAUCUUCUGGGCCACCAAGUACUCACAGGACUACAAGGAGGAGUCUCUGUUUGUGCUGCUCCAGUACCUGCCCCCAGGGGUCAUCGCCCUGGUUAACUUCCUGGGUCCCCUGCUGUUUGUGUUCCUGGUCCAGUUAGGGAACUACCCCCCAAACACCGAGGUCAACCUCGCCCUUCUCUGGUGUGUGGUGCUGAAGCUGGCCAGCCUGGGGAUAUUCUCCUUCUCCCUGGGUCAGACCAUGCUGUGCAUCGGCAGAAACAAGACCAGCUGUGAGUUCUAUGGCUAUGACGUCUGUGACUAUCAGUGCUGGGAGAACUCUGUGGGGGAAGAGCUUUACAAACUGAGCACCUUCAACUUCCUCCUCACCGUGGCCUUCACCUUCCUGGUCACCCUGCCUAGGAGGCUGCUGGUGGAGCGGUUCUCAGGCCGGUUCUGGGUCUGGCUGGACCGAGAGGAGUUCCUGGUGCCCACGAACGUGCUGGACAUUGUGGCAGGACAGACGGUCACAUGGAUGGGCCUCUUCUACUGCCCCCUGCUGCCUCUGUUCAAUAGCGUCUUCAUCUUCCUCACCUUCUACCUGAAGAAGUACACCCUCCUGCGCAACUCCAGAGCGUCUGCAAGGCGGUUCCGUGCGUCCAGCUCCACCUUCUUCUUCCAGCUGGUGCUCCUCCUUGGCCUGCUCCUGGCCGCUGUUCCCCUGGGCUACGUGGUCAGCCGCAUCCAUUCUUCCUGGAACUGUGGCCUCUUCACCAACUACUCAGCACCCUGGGAGGUGGUCCCGGAGCUGGUGGCCCUGCGACUCCCGCCUACUGGCCAGCGUGUCCUGCAUUACCUCGGUUCCCAUGCUUUCAGCUUCCCCCUCCUCAUCCUGCUCAGCCUUGUCCUGACGGUGUGUGUCUCGCAGUCCCAGGCCAACACCAGGGCCAUCCAGGGGCUCCGGAAGCAGCUGCUGUGGCAGGUCCAGGAGAAGUGGCAUCUAGUGGAAGACCUGUCACGGUUGCUGCCUGAACCGUUUGCUGGUGGUUCUGUUGGGUCAGAGUCCCCUCGCUCCAGAGCUUCUCGACCGAGAUCCUUCUGCCCCGGAUUCCCAUGUCCAGGCUCCCCAGGCCCCAGGCCCCCCAGGCCUCCACACUCCCUUACAGAGCCCCCUGAACUGUACUCUCCCAGCCUCGGUCAACGUGAAACCCCAGGCCCAACCUGCAGAUUCCGAUUUCCCAGUGAGUCUGAGCCGUAACACCCACACCCACUGCCUCCACCCAGAGUCUCUCCAGGGCCCCCUUACUCCUUCCUGUUCCCUGGGGACCACCAUUCCUCUCAAUGGUGACUUCAGCAGGGUCACCAAAUGAGGAUACACACACCCAGGGGCAACAGGGAGAAAAUACGGGAAUAUGGGACUGUGUAUUUAUAUUUUUUAUCUCAUUUCUUUAAUAUUUGUAUUUCUUUUUAGUGUCAUAGAAGAUGUGUGCUAUAUUGGUGUAGUACAUUAGAAUGUGUCUGCAAUUGUUACUACACACCCCUUGGGAGUUCUCAGAAACAUUCGCUGUGGGAUA
Molecule: messenger RNA, 2767 nt
Organism: Erinaceus europaeus (western European hedgehog)
Lineage: Eukaryota; Metazoa; Chordata; Mammalia; Eulipotyphla; Erinaceidae
Gene: TMC8
Product: transmembrane channel like 8
Exons: 17
Coding region: 274-2451 (725 amino acids)
Cellular component (GO): plasma membrane
Molecular function (GO): mechanosensitive monoatomic ion channel activity
Source: RefSeq, a predicted model, not a curated record